GUCUCUAUUAUUAUUAAUGGACAUUCUUGGUUUAUGCAGGCACAUGACGUUUUUAUGUGGUAGAGGAGGAGUUUACGCCAUUGGAGCUGUAGUGGCCAAUUUGAUUGGCGACCAUCAAAGGCGUGACUUGUAUUUGAACCUUUUCCUUGAGGUAGCACAAGAGAAGGCCCUCUCAGUUGGACCAGAGGAAGGUGGUUUUGGAAUGUCAUAUGAUCUUCUAUAUGGGAGAGCUGGUUUUUUAUGGGCAGCUUUGUUCAUAAACAAGUAUCUUGGACAAGAGAAGGUGCCAAGUGAUCUUCUAAUGCCUGUGGUGGAUGCUGUGUUGGCUGGAGGUAGGGCAGGUGCAUCUGAUAACCCUUCCUG
Messenger RNA from Prunus avium (sweet cherry), 363 nucleotides. The record is from RefSeq and is a predicted model, not a curated record. NCBI's taxonomy places the organism in Eukaryota, Viridiplantae, Streptophyta, Magnoliopsida, Rosales, Rosaceae.